UUGGUUUGUUAGCUCGGAGUUUGGAUACGCAGCUAAACUCAGAGCUCGUUGAGUUAAAUUUUCAUUUUGGGAUUAGGAUAUUGUGGAGCUCGUGAUCAGUUAGCUCUUUAACAGCUCAACGUUUUUUUUCCUGUUCGGAGUUUAAGUUUUUAAAGAAGUUUUGUGUGAUCAACGCACAUUUUUGGAGACCUAAUGGGGAUUAAAGCUUGCAGAUAGUUGUGUUAUGUGAGUUCUGCUGACACGCCGCUAAAGAUGUGGGCCCGCGUUUUUUUCUUGUCUGUUUGUUUACUGGAAUUAACGGCCCUCGUCAGCUGCAAUUUUACACUGGAGUUCAGUUGUCCUGAAGGAUGGACCCUGUUCCCCAACGGCACCUACUGCUACUACUACAGCAGGGUCGAGCUGGACUACGGUGCUGCCGUGGAUGUCUGUGACAAAUACGGAGCCGCGCUGCUCGAGGUCAGGGACGAAAGGGAGGCCAAGGUCGUGGCCCAAAAAGCCAACGAGACGUUCGGACAAAGCCAGAAAUACUUUUGGAUCUCUGCGGGACAAGAAUACAAUACCGCAGAAGAUUUCGUCAUUGCCAAUGCCACCAAGUGCAAGGGAUUCUGGGAAGUGGGGCAACCAGCCAGCGAUGACGUCAACAUGGCCAUAGCCAGUAACAUGGCCGGCAGGUGGACGCUAAAACCUUUAGGAGAUCGUCUGCGGUUCGUCUGCAGGGCUCCUGCCUGUCCACAAGAUUCCUUUCGCUGUAGAGACGGAACGUGCCUCAACGUCAAGUGGAAAUGUGACCAAGCGAUGGACUGCAGUGACGGGACAGAUGAGGCGGAUUGUCGAGACUGUGUGAAACACAUCAAUGCAAGCAGUGACCAAAUUGUUGACUUUACACGGAAGGACAACUGUCAGUGGACGAUUGAAGGUCAGCCUGGCGAAGUCCUGAAAAUCGAGUUUACGGCAAUACACAUACAAGCAGGCGUCGACACGCUACUGAUCUACUCGGGCGGACCUUCCAUCAAAACAAGCCAAUUGGUAGGACAAAUACGCAGCAACGACAUGCCCAAGACGGUGUUUGGCGUCAACCAUUUUUUGAUUGUCGUCUUUCGAUCAACCGAUGUGGCCAGUGGAUUCGCAGCUAAAUGGGAACCAGAUGAUGAACUUUCUAAGACGGUUCAAACAAUUCGUGUUACAAGCACCCCAUGGGAAUUUAACUCCCCUCACCACAACUCAUCAAAUUUGCCACUGAGUUACAGAAAAACCUGGUCACUCGAAGCUAAAGAAGGGGAGACCAUUCUACUGGAGAUACACAACAGCUCCUUUGAUCUAGCAAACAAGUCCAGCAUCAGCAUAACAAAUGUUGGAUUUUCCCUCUGUGACCCCAGUACAGGGAGGGCCUUUUUCAUAUCCAGCUCACCUUCUAUGGUCAUCUCUGUCCAGACCAACACUGCACAGUACCUUCAUGCAGUGGUCAACACAGGUUGCAACUUCAGCAUGGAGCUGACGCAGGCGAGGUUUGAGCUCCUCAACUUGAGUAAAAACAUUGUGUGUGAGUGGACCAUCAAGAACAGACAACCCACCAAUUUCAGCCUCAAUAUGCAGGAUAUACAGUUUUUAGGACAAGAUUCUUUACAACUGUAUGAUGGGAAGGUUGGUGGGGCGCCUGUUGUCACAGUGAAUGGAAGCACUGGAAACAAAGUCAGUCAUCUGGGGCUGUCCAGCACAGUUGUGAUGGUCUAUAGGUCAUAUGGUCUCACAUCUGGCAGCAAGCUGCUGGGAGCCGUAUCGGCAGAUUGCAGUGAUCUGAACUCACCUAACUUGGAGGUCAGUCCCCAGGGUAGGGAGGGGGGUGAGAGCUACAAGGUAAGCAUCACCUGCGCCACGGGGUACACGUUUGUUCAAGAGGAGUACAACAGCAACAGCACACUAGAGGCGGAGUGUAAGCUGGGGGGUAACUGGUACUGGGGCUCCAACAGCCUGACACGACUGCCCACAUGUCAAGUUGUGUACUGUGGAGUGCCCUCCCCUAUAGACAAUGGCAAGUUGACCUAUAUCAGUGCCAACGUAUCCCUGGGUGCUAAAGCCACAUACGAAUGCUAUGGUGGAUUCAACCUAAGUGGAUCGGACACAGUGGAGUGUUUGUCUAAUGGCAGCUGGUCCACUCCACCCACCUGUGAAGCAAAACUUUGCCCAGAGUUAACUGAUGUUGAAAACAUUGGGAACACUGAAGAAAUAAGGAAUGCCAACAGAAGUUUUGGCACUGUUAUAAAAUUUGAAUGUUCUCCUGGGUUUGACCUGCUGGGAUCUCAACAGAUUGUCUGCCUGGCUAACGGCAGCUGGAAUCAUGUGGUGCCUUCAUGUCGCAAGUUGACUUGUCCCCUCCUACCGGUUGAAAAUGGUGCCUACAAUACCUCGUUGCCUGUGGAGUUUCUUGCCGGCGCCUCACUUCAGUGUCACCCUGGCUAUUGGGUGGAGAGGACAAACACGCCAGAGGUCAUUCAUUCUUGCACAGCCAACAGGACACUCAGUCAGAAUGACACAUGUGUUGAUAUUGAUGAAUGUUUAAAUGAGACACACAACUGUAACACCACCACUCAGACUUGUGAAAACACCAUUGGCUUUUACACCUGCAACUGCAAAGAUGGUUAUCAAUUAGAGCAAAGCUCCUACACCUGCACAGAUAUUGAUGAAUGUGAAGAGAACACCAGCUACUGUGGUCAGCACUGCCACAACCUGGUUGGGUCAUACAAGUGUUCCUGUGACCCAGAUGGUUUUGAACUCUACACCCAGAAUGGGACAAAUGGAUACUUUCUCCCUCAGGCUGAGGAUGGCUCGGAGCCUGAUCACAAGUACCACAUCAACCACACCUGUGUCUACACUGUGUGUGACAACACACCUGACCAGCCAUUAAAUGGGACCUUCCUGACCAAAAGGUCUCGCUUUGUCUACAAUGAAACUGUUGCCGUAGCUUGUGAAUUUGGCUUUAAGAUUGAAGGUCCAUCUAGUGUCAGAUGUUUGGGCAACAACAGCUGGACACAAGUUCCAACCUGUAAAGAAAUGUAUUGCGACGACAUUCCUCCCAAGAGUGACCUUGAGGCUGGCAGAAUCCCAGAUGGAAAAACAAGGCUGGAACCAGGAGAAGAACUGGUCAUCAUCUGCCGCACAAAGCACAGCAGUGAAACUGUUAACAAGACACUCUUCUGUGCACCAAACAGGACAGGGGCUUUUGAGUUGCAGGGAGAUAACCCUACCUGUCCAGAGGUGGACUGUGGCGAGGUCUGGAACAUUCCUGGCGCUGUUGUUGACAGGCCCGCUAACACAACGUAUGGAAGCCAGUUUGAGUUUAAGUGUAACAGUGAGAAAGGAUUUAAACUCAGGGGGAAUUCCUCACUGGGCAACACUACAGUUGAGUGUCAGAGCAACGGCAUCUGGGGCUACAACAGUCUUACCUGCAUAGGUCAUAGCUGUGGAGACCCAGGCACCAAGGCAGGGACAAGGCAGAUUGUAAAUACAAGCUAUGAGGUUGACCAGGUGGUGACCUACGAGUGCGAACAGACAAACUACACGGCUGAACGGACACACCUGAUCUGUGAGUUCCACAAUGGAACAGCUAAGUGGAGUGGGGAGGCACCACUAUGUGUUGACACACAGAAACCAACCAUCACCUGCCCAAAGGAUAAGUCACUCAGCUUGUAUGAAACCAUAACCUAUGACCCCCCAAAAGUAACAGACAACUCUGUACAUUCUUGCUAUAUGCUGAAGUCAGGACCACCCUCUGGCGUGGCUGUCAUAUCAAAUGACACAACAAUCAAAUUUCAGGCUUAUGAUCCACACAAUUUUAGCCAAUCAGUGGACUGCGAGUUUACGAUUUAUUUGAAAGCCAUCUCCAGGCCAGAAAUAAUUUGUCCUGUGUCACAUGAUGUUGUUCUAACAGAGAAUUUACCUAAGACCAUCACAUUCAAUGAAUCCUUUAUAGUCUCCUCCACCCCCAACACUACCCUCACCUUUACACCCCCGAGCCUAGAGGUAACAGCAGGGAAUGUUUAUGCCAUCAGAGCCAGGGUACAGGGAGACAAUCCAUUUUACAAAGAAUGUGCUUUUCUGCUCAAUGUUACAACUGUAUCUUGCUAUAAAGAUGUAAUCAAAGCUCCAGGAAAUGGAAGCAUCAACUGCACGGGAAACAACAGUACUAUGACAUGUACAGCUGCCUGCAAUGCUGAUUUUCUGUUCCAAGACAAGACUCAAGCGCAAAACUUCACAUGCACUAAUGGGAUGUGGUCACAAGCUAGUUCAAUGGACUGUCUUGAACUUAAAAACACUUUGGUUGGUUAUGACAUAUCUGUCACGUAUAACACUACAACACAAAUGCUGGCAGGGUUUGAUAAUCAAUGCUUUUUUGAGCAUCACACAAUUCUAUUGAACAACAUAAAACUAAGUGAAAUUUGUGGAGCAUCAAGAACUUUGGCAACAAAUCUAAAGUCAAGUCGUUCUACACUAAUGAGUAUCACAACAACUUUAACCUUGAAAUUAUUCACAAAUGCCAAUGCAACAUGGUUGGAACAAUGCAUCAAAGACACUUUGAACUCUGAAGUAUUUGGCCCCACAUCUCCUAUGGUAACUGGCAAAGAUUGCUCUACUCCAUGGACUGUUGGCAAUUCUGAAGCCCCAAAAAACUUAGGCAUUAGUUGUGAUGAUAAAAGUUAUGAGAUACGUUUUCAAAAUGAAAGUUUUUGCUUACCAUGUGGAGCAGGGAUGAAUUUUAGUUCCACAUGCCAGACAUGCCCUGAUGGAACCUACCAGGAUGAAGAUGGUCAGACAGCAUGCAAACCUUGUCCUGAUGGCAUUAAACAUUCCUCCCUACCACGUACACAUGUGGAGAACUGUAUUGCCCUAUGCCCUAGUGGUUUCAAUAGCUCGACUGGUUAUGUUAAAGAUGGCUGCACAGCGUGUCCUACUGACACCUACAGUUCACCAGAUCGCUUAAGCUGCACUCCAUGUCCAAAUGGUGGUUCAACCGUAGGUGUAUCUGGUGCUGUUAACAAAAGUUUUUGUUUUGACCCAUGCCUACCCGGAGAGUAUUCUGUAACUGGGUAUCAACCAUGUAACGAGUGCCCUCUACAUUUCUACACCGAUCAUAACAAGUCACUACAGUGCGAGGAGUGCCCUGAAGAUACCUACACAGACAAGCCAGGAUCAACAAGCUUGACAGACUGCUCAAAGAAAGUGGAUCAGCUGUGCACUGCCAACUACUGCCAUGCUGCAGGCUCUAAUGGAACUUGUCUUAUAAAAGAUCAUCGACCUGUGUGCACCUGUAAUGAAGGUUACCAUGGGGACAGAUGUAACGAGACCUGUGAUAUUUGCCAUACAAAGCCCUGCUACAAUAAUGGGACUUGUGUGACCAAAGGAUCUGAUUACACAUGCAGUUGUCCUUACAAUGAAAUUUGCAAAUUUGAACUAGCUACAAACCUUGGGAUUCAAACAGGAGAUGAAGUGAUUAUCCAGACCGGUGUGAUGACACAAAGGGACUGUGAAGCAAAUUGUCUUGAGAACAAAGAAUGCUUAGCUUAUUAUUUUCAGCGUCCUACUUGCCUCAUAUAUUUAACCUUAGUUGUAGUUGUUGAUGGUAUAGCUAACGUUUACAAAAAGAACUGCACUCAAGUAAAUUUAUUUGGAGGGAAGCAGUGUGAGCAUGACAUAGACAUCCAGUGUAAGGCUGACACAUGCACACAACCUGAAUACUGUCAGGAGAUGGUUGAUGGGUUCAAAUGUAUUUGCCCUGCUGGUCAAGACUAUAAUGAAACGUGUGCAAUACCAACAGACUUUUGUAGCCCAAAUCCCUGUUUGAAUGGAAACUGUACGACAUUUGACUCAGUACGUUAUGAGUGUACGUGUCCACCUGGUUACACAGGCAAGAAUUGUGAAAAAAACAUUGAUGAAUGUAAAGUCAAUCCAAAGGGCUGCUUGUAUAACGGUACCUGUGAUGACAACAUAGACGAGUACAGCUGCAGCUGUGCACCUGGUUUUAAGGGCAGCCAUUGUGAGGUCAGACACGACAUGUGUCAAGAUAUCACAUGUGUAGAAGGAGAUGGAGAUAAGUGCACUAAUGAUUACCAUUCACUGACAGCCAGCUGCACAUGUAGGGAACACUACAGCCUCAGUUCAACAGGCAAGUGUGAGCCAAUCAACUACUGUUCCAGCUCGCCCUGCUCUAAUGGAGGGACUUGCCAGAAUUUUACUGGAGGUUUCAAUUGUAGCUGUCCACCAGAUUUUAUUGGUGCUACAUGUCAAUUCCAGUGGAAGAAUGAAACUGAAACAGACGUCUGUUCAGAUUUGGUCAAAUGUACAGACAGGAUGAAGGAAUUUUUUUGUGAUUGUCAGAAUGAAAGUGCUCCAUGUACGUCAAAUUAUUCUGCUUGCAUAGAAAAAUGUCAAAGCUCAAAUAACUUGCAAGACAUACUCAUCUGCAACUGUUUCUGUAGGAAUGCAACACUACAAAAAGUGAGUGAGACUCUUCUCAUAGCUUUACAGAUAAUUGUAUACAUUUAUAAGUGUACUUUUGAGAAAAUUUACCUGUUUCAGGGGCCUGUUGAUAUCUGCACAAUGGAGAAACCAUGUCUGCAUGGGGGCAACUGUUCCCAUGACAAUGAGACGUACACAUGUGCAUGCCCACUAGGCUGGACAGGUCGUGACUGCGAAGUUGCUGUGGACUACUGUAACCAGAGCAACCCAUGUCACAACAAUGGCAGCUGCAUCAACCUCUGGGACCAGUCUUUCUGUCGCUGCUUACCAGGAACAGGAGGAGAUACCUGUGAAAAUGCUACAGAUUUGUGUCACAAAUUUAAUGAUAGCCUGUGUGUAGAUGGAACUUGCCAGUCCACAAAUGGUAGUGCCCAAUGUGACUGUUCAGAGGGCAGUGCUGGUCAGUCUUGUGAGCUAGAAAAGAACUGGUGUAACCUUGACCUUGGCCUUUGUACACAUGGGACAUGCGUCUUAAACAACACACAGUUCUAUUGUGACUGUGCCAGUGGUCAGUCUGGUGUGGAAGGUGGUUGCGUGGCAGACUUGUGCUCCACGUGUCUGGACCCCAGCAACUGCCAUGUGUAUGUUGAUGCCAGUGGAGUUCCCACACCUGGAUGCAUGUGUCCACCUGAUCAAGUUGCUGUUGGCAAGGAAUGUAAAGUGGUAAAUGGUGAUUUUGAUUUGGGCUUCACGAAAGAAUUAGCAGAAAAAAAAAAGUAUGUGACCUCACAGAAUGGAUUUACUAUUCCACCAAAUUCAGAUCUGACUGUCUCAUUUUGGUUUUUGCAAAUUAAAGAUGUUCCAGUUGAUGGAUUUAUGCUGGCUUUAAUGAAGUAUAACAAGUUAAGAUAA
Molecule: messenger RNA, 7362 nt
Organism: Physella acuta
Lineage: Eukaryota; Metazoa; Mollusca; Gastropoda; Physidae
Product: sushi, von Willebrand factor type A, EGF and pentraxin domain-containing protein 1
Molecular function (GO): calcium ion binding; protein binding
Source: RefSeq, a predicted model, not a curated record